Molecule: messenger RNA, 5108 nt
Organism: Tupaia belangeri chinensis (Chinese tree shrew)
Lineage: Eukaryota; Metazoa; Chordata; Mammalia; Scandentia; Tupaiidae
Gene: IDE
Product: insulin degrading enzyme
Biological process (GO): amyloid-beta metabolic process; hormone catabolic process; peptide catabolic process
Cellular component (GO): peroxisomal matrix; cytosol; mitochondrion
Molecular function (GO): metal ion binding; metalloendopeptidase activity
Source: RefSeq, a predicted model, not a curated record
GACUUACAGCAAAAUGAGUAAUCCAGCCAUCAAGAGAAUAGGAAAUCACAUUAUCAAAUCUCCUGAAGACAAGCGAGAAUACCGUGGGCUAGAGCUGGCCAACGGGAUCAAAGUCCUUCUCAUCAGCGAUCCCACCACGGAUAAGUCGUCAGCCGCGCUUGAUGUCCACAUAGGUUCAUUGUCAGAUCCUCCAAAUAUUGCUGGCCUAAGUCAUUUUUGUGAACAUAUGCUUUUUUUGGGAACAAAGAAAUACCCUAAAGAAAACGAGUACAGCCAGUUUCUCAGCGAACACGCGGGAAGUUCAAACGCCUUCACUAGUGGAGAGCAUACCAACUACUAUUUCGAUGUUUCCCACGAACACCUGGAAGGUGCCCUAGACAGGUUUGCACAGUUUUUCCUGUGCCCGCUGUUUGAUGAGAGUUGCAAAGACAGAGAAGUGAAUGCAGUGGAUUCGGAGCAUGAGAAGAAUGUGAUGAAUGAUGCCUGGAGACUCUUUCAGUUGGAGAAAGCAACAGGAAAUCCCAAUCACCCCUUCAGCAAAUUUGGGACAGGAAACAAAUAUACUCUAGAGACUAGACCAAAUCAAGAAGGCAUUGAUGUGAGACAAGAGCUGCUGAAAUUCCAUUCUACUUAUUACUCAUCCAAUUUAAUGGCUAUUUGUGUUUUAGGUCGAGAAUCUUUAGAUGAUCUGACUGAUCUGGUGGUCAAGUUAUUUUCUGAAGUAGAGAACAAAAAUGUCCCAUUGCCAGAAUUUCCUGAACACCCUUUCCAAGAGGAACAUCUUAGACAACUUUACAAAAUCGUGCCCAUUAAGGAUAUUAGGAAUCUUUAUGUGACAUUUCCAAUACCUGACCUUCAGAAAUACUACAAGUCAAAUCCUGGUCAUUAUCUUGGUCAUCUUAUUGGGCAUGAAGGUCCUGGAAGUCUGUUAUCAGAACUUAAAUCCAAGGGCUGGGUAAAUACUCUUGUUGGUGGGCAAAAGGAAGGAGCCCGCGGUUUUAUGUUUUUUAUCAUUAAUGUGGACUUGACUGAGGAAGGAUUAUUACAUGUUGAAGAUAUAAUUUUGCACAUGUUUCAAUACAUUCAGAAGUUACGUGCAGAAGGACCUCAAGAAUGGGUUUUCCAAGAGUGCAAGGACUUGAAUGCUGUUGCUUUUAGGUUUAAAGACAAAGAGAGGCCACGAGGCUACACAUCUAAGAUUGCAGGAAUAUUACAUUAUUAUCCCCUAGAAGAAGUGCUCACAGCUGAAUAUUUACUGGAAGAAUUUAGACCUGACUUAAUCGAGAUGGUUCUCGAUAAACUCAGACCAGAAAAUGUCCGGGUUGCUAUAGUUUCCAAAUCUUUUGAAGGAAAAACUGACCGCACGGAAGAGUGGUAUGGAACCCAGUAUAAACAGGAAGCUAUACCAGACGAAGUCAUCAAGAAAUGGCAAAAUGCUGACCUGAAUGGCAAAUUUAAACUUCCAACAAAGAAUGAAUUUAUUCCUACAAAUUUUGAAAUUUUAUCAUUAGAAAAAGAGGCAACACCAUACCCUGCUCUUAUUAAGGAUACGGCCAUGAGCAAACUCUGGUUCAAACAGGAUGAUAAGUUUUUCUUGCCUAAGGCUUGUCUCAACUUUGAAUUUUUCAGUCGCUACAUUUAUGCUGAUCCUCUCCAUUGCAACAUGACAUACCUGUUUAUCAGGUUAUUGAAGGAUGAUUUAAAAGAGUAUACAUAUGCAGCACGCCUCUCAGGUUUGAGCUAUGCCAUUGCAUCAGGAAUGAAUGCAAUACUUCUCUCAGUGAAAGGUUACAAUGACAAGCAGCCAAUUUUGCUAAAGAAGAUUAUUGAGAAAAUGGCUACCUUUGAGAUUGAUGAAAAGAGAUUUGAAAUUAUCAAAGAAGCAUAUAUGCGCUCUCUCAACAACUUCCGCGCUGAGCAGCCUCACCAGCACGCCAUGUACUACCUCCGCUUGUUGAUGACGGAAGUGGCCUGGACUAAAGACGAGUUGAAAGAAGCCCUGGAUGAUGUCACCCUUCCCCGCCUUAAGGCCUUCAUACCUCAGCUUCUCUCACGCCUGCACAUCGAGGCCCUUCUCCAUGGAAACAUAACAAAGCAGGCUGCUCUCGGAAUCAUGCAGAUGGUUGAAGACACCCUUAUUGAAUAUGCACACACCAAACCCCUCCUUCCAAGCCAGCUGGUUCGGUAUAGAGAAGUCCAGCUCCCUGACAGAGGGUGGUUCGUCUACCAGCAGAGGAACGAAGUUCACAACAACUGCGGCAUCGAGAUUUACUAUCAGACAGACAUGCAGAGCACCUCGGAGAACAUGUUCCUGGAGCUCUUCUGUCAGAUCAUCUCAGAGCCUUGCUUCAACACCCUGCGCACCAAGGAGCAGCUGGGCUACAUCGUCUUCAGUGGGCCACGCCGAGCCAACGGCAUUCAGGGCUUGAGAUUCAUCAUCCAGUCAGAAAAGCCCCCUCACUACCUGGAAAGCCGCGUGGAAGCGUUCCUAAUUACCAUGGAGAAGUCCAUAGAGGACAUGACGGAAGAGGCCUUCCAGAAACACAUCCAAGCAUUAGCGAUUCGUCGGCUAGACAAACCAAAGAAACUCUCUGCAGAGUGUGCUAAAUACUGGGGGGAGAUCAUCUCCCAGCAGUACAAUUUUGACAGAGAUAAUACAGAAGUUGCAUAUUUAAAGACACUUACCAAGGAAGAUAUCAUCAAAUUCUAUAAGGAAAUGCUGGCGGUCGAUGCCCCGAGGAGACACAAGGUAUCCGUCCACGUUCUGGCCAGGGAAAUGGAUUCCUGUCCUGUCGUUGGAGAGUUCCCAUGUCAAAAUGAUAUAAAUUUGUCCCAAGCGCCACCCUUGCCACAACCUGAAGUGAUACAGAACAUGACCGAGUUCAAGCGAGGUUUGCCACUGUUUCCCCUUGUGAAACCACAUAUUAACUUCAUGGCUGCAAAACUCUGAAGAUUCCCCCGGGGGGAGUGCACGUGGAUGCAUUCCUGAGUCUUCCAGGGCCUAGGAAGCCAAUCUUCGCCACUUUAGUAGUUUCUGGUUCACUAUUAGACAAACGAAAAAGUUGUCAAAUAUCAUUAUGUAGAAAUAUUAAAAAGUCAAAGUAAUUAAAUUACAGAAAAAUCUUAUAGAUGUAGAAUAUUUUUUAAAUACAUGCCUCUUAAAUAUUUUAAAAUUUUUCUUUUCAUUACUAAGAGAAAUCCCCCCUAUAUAACAAUACUUAAAAUGAUGAAUGAUAUUCCUAGAGAAUCUUUCUUCCCUGUUCUGUAAAAUAGUCUUUUGUCCAAAGGAAAUAAAAGUUAGCUUUUUUUCUAAAAGCCUCCUGAGUUGAUAGAGAAGGCUUUAAAACAUUUAGCAAGGUAAUACCUUUUUAAAAAUCGAUUCUCAAAUUUGCUUUCUACUCAGUGGUUUCAUGUAAAUCAACGGAGGAUGUUACAUUCAACAGAUAAUGAGCAAAGCAAUGUCAUUUUCUUUUAUCAGUGAAAUUGCUGAUUAUAUAAGGCAUGGUUUUAAUCUUUUUAUAAAAUUUGAACGUGUUUUUUAUUCCAACUCGUAAAAUGCUGGAAAACCCUAGAACACCCUCCUUAUUUACAGUGCUAGUCAUAGAAAUACAGAUUGACCUUCCAUCGACCUUGUCCCAAACUGACUUUCUCAGGAUGACUGUGCUUUCUUGCUUUCUUUCUGGUUGAAUUAUGUCGGCAUUCUCGUCGUUCACAGUUGGUUUGCAGUGUUCCAUCCACAUGUUGUGUAUUUAUUUUUAGUACAAAGAGUGUCAACUUCACAUCCUACUGAGUGUGUGACAUGCUUUUCCAACAUCAGCUGCCAGAACCACCGUAACUUCUUACCACACUGAAAUGGCGGUAGCAGGACAACCCCAAUAUUUUGCCCUGUCAUGAAUUUAAAAGGCUCACGUGCUAUCGAAGCGUUCUUAAAUAGCAAGGCUCCACAAGACUCAAAAUCCCUUGUUGCUACCAGUCUAAUCUUGCCUUAAGUGUCAAAAGUUAUUUUUUGAACAUAGAGAUAGAAAUACUCGAACAUACAGAUGAUGACUGGAGUGGACUUUUGAGAAGUUGUUUUUUUUUUUUUUUUUCACAAGAUACUAUUUCAGGUGAAAUUGCUACCGUGGGCCUAACACCUGUUCUAGAAUAUUUCCUGUCGUUCAGACUUGCUUCGAGAGAAACCGUGACUGUUUCCGCGUGUAGGCGCUGAUAGCAGGCCCUGUCCACUAACUCAGGCGAAGUAAAGAAUUGUCAUUUUCAAAUGACGUUUUACCUCCCCGUGGGAUCUGAUUCGCCCGGACUUUUUUCUGUAAUGUCUUUUCACAUCUUCUGUUUUCACAUUUGCCAUUUUCUAAACAAUCGCCAUUUGGGGCAAGAAUGACAUCGCCACCCCACGGAGGCUGCUGUCGAAAGCAGGGCUCCGCCCCUCGCCAGGUCCACGUGGUGCUGUAACUUUCUCUCCCGACCUCCAAGAGCCUCCUGUGCGAAGGCCGUCUCUGUCCAUCAGAAGGUGUGCGAGGUCAGCACUUCCUUCCGGUUUUAUGCAUUUGUAGACUAUGCAGCUUUUCAUCCGACUGCAAAGAUACAUGGAGAAGACAGAUCUGAAAUCAGUCCCGAGUGUUUAAAUGACACCACCCUGGGAGUAAAUACAAACCCACCUACCUUUUCUGCGGAGAAUUAUGUGCUAUCGAGUAACUUUUAGCUCUUUUUAAAAGAUGGGUGAGAUUUAAUAGUGUCCUUUGUAUGAGAGAAGGCACCUGAAGAGACCCGGAGGCCGCCUCCUGCAGUCUUCCACGCGCCUGAGAUGGGUGUUCAGUGCUCCCGCAUUUCCCGGCCUCCCGUGGGUCUAGAGCGACUGGCGGAUCACUCAGGAUACUAAUGGACUCGUGCAGUGGGUCCAGCUGCAGUCCGUGAGCAAUAACAGACCCCCCCAGACACCGCGAUCCACUCGGCGCUGAGCACAGAUUUGGGGAGCGGGCUGUUAUCCGCUGCCUGGGACUUACCAAGUCUUCGUUUUGCCCAGUUGAUGUGAGAGAGAGCAUGUGACACAGCCAGUGUGUGGAGUGCUAGGGUUCUCCUGUUUACAAUAAAUGGCCUGAAUUUAACCUCGA